AUAUUAGAUUUUGUCAAUAUGUAAUGAGAUGACAUGUCAAGCGUGACUAUCGCAAGGGAAAUUUCAGAAGUGUGACAUCGAGGUCUCGUAGACACCAGUUUUCACAACAUGUCUUUUAUGUUUAGGAAAUUUCAUUCUGUAAUCGGUCAACAUCACAAGAGAAUCACAGUCUUUACACUCCACCAACUAAGGAUGGACAGAGUACCAGCUGCAACAGCUGGGGUUACCAGGAAUGCCAGUUCAUUCAAGCAUGAAAAUGCAUUCAUUGAUGGGAAAUGGGUUCCUGCUGCCAGUGGGAAAACUUUUCAAGUGAUCAAUCCGUCAACAGGUGGAGUGAUAGGAAGUGUCCCUGACAUGGAUGCCCAGGACACAGAGGAAGCAAUAAAGGUGGCUUACAAAGCGUUUCAGACGUGGAAGGAAACCACAGCCAGGGAAAGAAGUGGUGUUCUCAGAAAAUGGGCAGAGCUUUGUACACAACAUAAAGAUGAACUAGCAAAGCUUCUCACAGCUGAAAUGGGCAAGCCUCUUGCAGAGGCAGCGGGAGAAGUGGCUUAUGGCACAGCAUUCAUAGAAUGGUUUGCUGAGGAAGCCCGGAGAGUGUAUGGAGACAUUAUCCCAACUACAACCAAUACACGUCGCAUGCUUGUCCUCAAACAACCAUUGGGUGUUGCUGGCAUGAUCACUCCGUGGAAUUUCCCCAAUGCUAUGAUAACUCGAAAGGCCUGUGCAGCCAUUGCAGCAGGCUGUACUGUAGUACUGAAGCCUGCUGAGGACACCCCUUACUCAGCCCUUGCCCUGUGUGAGUUAGCGUCUAUGGCUGGAAUGCCCCCAGGUGUUCUGAAUGUAGUAACUUCAUCCCGAGACCAUGCUGCUGAGGUGGGAAAAAUGCUGUGUAAACAUCCGCUGGUUAUGAAGAUCUCAUUCACAGGUUCCACCCAAGUUGGCAAGAUUUUGUUGGAGCAAUCAGCGUCCACUGUGAAGAAAGUUUCCCUUGAGCUGGGAGGAAACGCCCCCUUUAUUGUGUUUGACAGUGCUGAUGUUGAUGCAGCUGUCAAGGGACUGAUGGGCUGUAAGUUUAGGGUUUCUGGUCAGACCUGCGUGUGUGCCAAUCGGAUUCUGGUUCAGGAGGGGAUCUAUGAUAAGUUUGUACAGAAAGUAGCGGAAACCAUGGACCGGGAACUCAAAGUGGGAGACGGGUUUGAGGAUGGUACCACACAAGGCCCAUUGAUCAACAGUAAAGCAGUAGACAAGGUCCAGGGCCAUGUGGAUGAUGCUGUGAUUAAAGGGGCUACUGUUGUCAGGGGAGGUAAGAGGCUGGACGGAAACUUCUUCCUUCCCACCCUUCUAUCACAUGUAACACAGGAAAUGAGGUGCUCAUCUGAGGAGACAUUUGGACCUGUUGCUCCUAUUUUGAAAUUUAAAACGGAGGAGGAAGCAGUUGCGAUAGCAAAUGUUACAUCAUCAGGUUUGGCAGGGUACUUCUUCUCCCAAAACCUCAGUCAGAUCUGGCGUGUGGCUGAGCAGCUGGAAACGGGCAUUGUAGGAGUCAACGAGGGAUUAGUGUCUGUCCCAGAAUCUCCAUUUGGAGGCUGGAAGGAAUCCGGUCUCGGGAGUGAGGGCAGUAAAUAUGGCAUUGAUGAAUACCUCCACCUCAAAUAUGUGUGUAUGGGUGGAAUAUAGACUGAAUCAUAAAUAUGUACUUAGAUAUAUAUUUUCAGAUUAACUAAAACAUUUUAGCGAAAACAGUACUAAAUCAAUCAAAUAGUUGUGUAUGUGAGUAGAUGCAAGAGUUGUUAUACAAUGUACCUAAUGAAGAAGUAUUCAUUAAUCAAAAUGAAACCAUUUCCAUAUUUUUAGUAAAGUUGGUGUUUAUAGAAGUCAAGUGCUUGUUGCGAGUUGCUGAAUGUGAACUUUUAUUUCAAAAUGGCAAUUGCUGUUGCACGCCAAAUUUUUCAUGCAAAGAUGGUGCUUAUGUAAAAAAUUCUUAUAUUGGGAAAGGGUAGUUGAUUAUAUCUUAAUUGCUGAAUGUAAUUUGUGAAUGAGGUCUAUGUGAAAUAUGCUAUAUAUAAAUUCCUAUAUGUAAAAUAUCAGGAAAAGAAUUAGUAAUCUGAUUUGUGCCUCAUCUUUUUAUAGAAGUGUCAAGAGCCAGUUAGAUUGAAAUUGGACAUUAGUUAUGUAGCAUAAGCAGUCUAAAAAACAAAUACAGAAUUGUCAUCUUAAAUACAUACAUACAAUGUAGAACCAUGCUUUUUAAUAUAAGUAAUGAGAGGUUACGAAAGUCAUAUAGAAUUUGUAUCCAUUUUAUAAACCAUGUGUAAACAGAUGUAGUUUAUUAGCCAGAUAUUAUUUCUAGUCUCAAAAUGACUUUGCAAUUGAUGGUUGUAUGGUAAUCCACUAUCAUUAUAUCAAGCACCAUAUAUAGAUGAAGAUUUAGAUUUGUAAGUAUUACAUUAGAUAUGGAGACCAAUGACAUAUCUUAGCUGAAGCCAAUAAAAUAAACAUGUGGUGAAUGUAUACUAUUAUGUCUUCAUCUAUUACAGAAAUAUUUAUAUUUCUGAUCCAACAAUA
Ylistrum balloti is the source of this 2568-nucleotide messenger RNA. Its product is annotated as succinate-semialdehyde dehydrogenase, mitochondrial-like. Gene Ontology annotation, molecular function: succinate-semialdehyde dehydrogenase (NAD+) activity. The record is from RefSeq and is a predicted model, not a curated record. Bases 109 to 1680 code for a protein of 523 amino acids. Gene Ontology annotation, biological process: GABA catabolic process. The transcript is spliced from 12 exons. NCBI's taxonomy places the organism in Eukaryota, Metazoa, Mollusca, Bivalvia, Pectinida, Pectinidae.